Molecule: messenger RNA, 1828 nt
Organism: Trichoderma asperellum CBS 433.97
Lineage: Eukaryota; Fungi; Ascomycota; Sordariomycetes; Hypocreales; Hypocreaceae
Biological process (GO): nucleotide-excision repair; proteasome-mediated ubiquitin-dependent protein catabolic process
Cellular component (GO): nucleoplasm; cytosol
Molecular function (GO): ubiquitin binding; polyubiquitin modification-dependent protein binding; proteasome binding
Source: RefSeq, a predicted model, not a curated record
CCGCAGACAAGCAGCCAGCAGCUUAGUAGUCCCCAGUGGAGUCCUUCAGCGCUUUUGCCGCUCUCCCCACCACUAAGACUGCCGCACGCUUCUCUCGCUUGACCCCACCCUCUGCAAAGCCCAGGGCCGCAGCCUGAAUAACUUCCACCUCUUCCAAAUCUGCCUCGACAUACGAUCCCGCCUGUCGCCUCUGCCCUCCAGCGGCGCACUCCUCUAUCCAUCUCCAUCGAUAGCUUUUCUCUCUCUAGCCGACCCUUGCGCAUUCGUAUCUGCUGCCCGCCUGCGACGACAACAGCGAGGCAUCCCGCUCGACCUUUUUCUCCCCUCCCAUCCGACGCAGCCACAUCGCUGCCAGACACAUCUGCCCAUCAUGAAGGUCACAUUUCGAGAUCUCAAGCAACAAAAAUUCGUCCUCGAUGUAGAGCCCACAGACCAAAUCUCCGCCGUCAAGGAGAAGAUCGCGGCCGAGAAGGGCUGGGACCCCAAGAGCCAGAAACUCAUCUACUCAGGCAAAAUCUUGAAGGAUGACGAUACCGUUCAGUCAUACAAUAUUGAGGAGAAGGGGUUUGUUGUCUGUAUGGUGAACAAGCCCAGGCCCGCCGCCGCCGCACCCUCUGCCGCCGCCGCAGCACCGCCAGCUACUCCUGCGCAACGAGUUCCUAGCACACCUGCUGUGCCCCCUGCUCCCUCUCAGACUUCUAGCCAACCCCCCCCUCCAGCAACACCGACUCCGAACCGCUCCGUCGAGUCGCCGGCCGGCGGUGUUUCUGGCUUGGCCAUGGGUGCCGAGCGCGCCGAGGCUAUCGCUAACAUGGAAGCCAUGGGCUUCGAGAGAACCCAAAUCGAGGCGGCUAUGCGUGCCGCCUUUAACAACCCCGACAGAGCUGUUGAAUAUCUUCUAACUGGUAUCCCCGAGAACAUCCAACAAGAGCAGCAACAACGAGCGAGCCAACAGCAGGCCGCCACCGCAACUGCAGCUGCUGCCCCUGCUACUGAUGACGAUGGUGGCGUUAAUCUGUUUGAUCUUGCUGCUCAGCGAAGAGGUGGCGGCGGCGGCGAUGCCCCCGCGGCCGCUGGCGCUGGACAGGGCGACCUGGGCAACCUUGAUUUCCUUCGUCACAAUGCUCAGUUCCAACAGCUUCGUCAAGUAGUUCAGCAGCAGCCCCAAAUGCUUGAGCCUAUUCUGCAACAGCUCGGUGCCGGCAACCCUCAGCUUGCCCAGCUGAUUGCUUCGAACCCCGACCAAUUCCUGCAGCUCCUUGGUGAGGAUGCUGAUGAUGACGUUCCCCUGCCCCCCGGUGCCCAGGCCAUCUCUGUUACAGAAGAGGAGCGUGAUGCGAUUGAGCGGUUAUGCCGACUUGGAUUUGACCGGGACCAAGCCAUCCAGGCCUACUUUGCCUGCGAUAAGAAUGAGGAGCUUGCGGCAAACUUCCUCUUCGAUCAGCCAGAGGACGAUGAGCCACCGUCGAACUAAGAAGAUAAUUUCGUGGGAAGCUGAGAGGCUGUUGGAGCGUUUCAAUUGUAAUGAGCAAAGGAAAUACAUGGGAGGACAAAUGGAAGAUUAUUUUGAUAAUUUGGCAACAUUAAGGCGUAGGAUGACCUCGUGGGGCGAACGGCCGUAAUAAUGCUGCUGCUUUUUGAAAAUCAAGUAUCAUUUGGGGGUUGGACCUGGUCGAAAGAAAGAAAGAAAGCGCCGGCCCAUUGCACCCAAGGCAGGACGAGAACAGGCGAGACGAGGACGCGGGAUGCAGGACGCUUUGAUAGGUUAUAUGGAAGCUACUUACUCUGAUAUCGAAUUUGGCAAAACCAAAAAAAGUCGUUAAAGCAG